CAGCAUAAAGAAUUUCUUACCAGCAAAAAGAAGAGUAAAACUGUUCAUAUUGAAUUAGAUGAUGAAGAAACGAACCAACAAGACUCUACCUCCUCUGAUUUGAAUUCAGAAAACUCUGUUGUAGAAAAAGAAAAUACAGAAGCCUCAUCAGUUAAAACUCCUGAUAACAGCAACAAAGAGAACAUCGCUACUGAGAGCAUACAAGCAGAAACUGCUAUGGAAAUUGAAGACUUUAACUUACCAAGAACUCCAAUUAUACUUAUUACAAACAACAAUAAGUCAUAUCUGCAAACUAAAAAUCUUGAAGAAGGAUUCACCACA
Scutellospora calospora is the source of this 321-nucleotide messenger RNA. The record is from the annotation of a GenBank genome assembly. NCBI's taxonomy places the organism in Eukaryota, Fungi, Glomeromycota, Glomeromycetes, Diversisporales, Gigasporaceae.